Messenger RNA from Pomacea canaliculata, 3243 nucleotides. RefSeq names its product choline transporter-like protein 2. Gene Ontology annotation, biological process: transmembrane transport. The record is from RefSeq and is a predicted model, not a curated record. Gene Ontology annotation, cellular component: membrane. NCBI's taxonomy places the organism in Eukaryota, Metazoa, Mollusca, Gastropoda, Architaenioglossa, Ampullariidae. Gene Ontology annotation, molecular function: transmembrane transporter activity.
AAUACACGUGGAAAUGCGUCACUGUUCGGUGCUGUCGUGUGGCAAUGUGUAUCGGGUGGCUGCUGUACCCGCCCUGGCGCUAGCAAGCGGAACAGAAAACGUGCGAGCGGGUGGCAGCCAGAAGACAUAGAGUGAAGCGUUCCCUCGCAAGAACCUGGCUGUGUAUGUCUACAGUUUGUACCCUGUAGCCUCCACUGACAGCUUCUACCCUCAGUAGACAGUAGGUGUCCACCUGCAGUCUCAUCCCUCAGCAUGCCCUGCUGUGGUGACGGACACAAAGUACACGACGUCGAUGAGAAACCUGACAGCAAGUAUGGGACUCCUAGGCAGCACAACCCUCGGGAGAAGGUGCCUUGUAAAAGCAGAUCAUGCACGGAUAUUCUCUGCUGCAUUAUCUUCGUAAUUUUUGUCCUCGGCUUCGUCGUCUGCGCCAUUAUAGGUUUCGCAAGAGGGAACCCCAUUAAGCUGGUUUAUCCGACAGAUAGUUAUGGCAAUGUCUGUGGUGACGGCGCAUACUCGACGAAGCCAUACCUGUUCUACUUCGACAUGCUGCAAUGUGCCAAAAUGGGUGUCUCCGUUGUUGUCAAUGGCUGUCCAACCUCUCAGGUGUGUGUCAGCACGUGUCCCACCAGGUACUGGUCAUACGUGCAGACGAUUGCUGUCGAAGCUGCUGGUGGUCUGUCGAAAACAGAACGAGAACUGUUCAUCUGCAAAUACAAUGUCGACCCACAAGCAACGCUGUCUGUUAAUACACUGAUAGACAAUGGAGACUGCGCUGCCUACUACGUCAAAUCUACCCCGGUCAUUAACCGCUGCAUCCCUUCAGUCUUUACGGACUUCACAAACUGGGCAGUCGCCAUGACAUACGCAGACAACAACAGAACCUACAGCAUCGAGAGCGACAACGGCGGCAACGUCACUGCUAGCGGUCUCAGUGAUGCGUCAUAUUACCUGGCGAUGUUCUACAAGGUGAGAGAGUUUGUGGAGCUCGUGUACAAGGACGUGGUGGCAUCGUGGUGGAUGAUACUGGUAGGUUUUGGUGUGGCCCUCGUGCUGUGCUUGAUCUGGAUUGUGCUGAUGAGAUGGAUUGCCGGCAUCAUGGUUUGGCUCACCAUCGCCCUUCUGUUCGGUCUCAUCAUCUUCGGUACGUACUACUGCUACAACCAGUACUACACCCUGAAAAAUGUGAACGCCACCACAGAGAUCGGUGUUUCGCAAGCCUUUGCGACGAACUUCAACUACUACCUGUCUCUGAAGCAAACAUGGCUAGCUUUCGGCUGUACCUUGGCAACGGUCUUGUUGAUUCUCGUCUUGCUGUUUAUCUUCCUUGUCGCCCGCAUCUGUAUCGCUGUCGAGCUCAUCAAGGAGGCCAGCAGGUACAUCAUUCCAAUGCUGAUCAUGCUCUUCAUGCUUCUGUGGAUCGUAAACUUCUUCAUAGCAAUAGGAGAUAUGACUCUUGCGGGUGCUUUUUCCUCCUAUUACUGGGCCUGGAACAAGCCGGACGAUGUCCCAGCCUUCCCUGUUACCGCCUCCCUCUACAGGAGUCUCAGGUAUCACAUGGGUUCAUUGGCGUUCGGAUCCUUUAUCAUUGCCGUGGUGCAACUGGUGAGGAUCAUUCUGGAGUACAUAGACUACAAGAUGAAGGGCUCAAAGAAUAUAGUGGCCACGUUUUUCAUGAAGUGCCUGAAGUGCUGCAUGUAUUGUCUAGAAAAGUUUCUGAAGUUCAUCAACAAGAAUGCCUAUAUCAUGAUCGCAAUGAGGGGACGGAACUUCUGCUUCUCUGCGAAAGACGCCUUCUGUCUGAUCAUGAGAAAUGCUGUCAGGGUGAUUGUUCUGGAUAAAGUCACUGACUUUCUGCUCUUUGUGAACAAGCUUAUUAUUACGGGAGCAAUAUUCGUCGCCUCCUUCUUCUGGUUCAGAGGCAGCAUACCCUGGUUCAGCAGUUACGUGAAGGUUCCAGAGCUGAACUAUUACCUGACCCCAGUGAUUAUGUUAACACUCGGGACGUACUUCAUGGCCUGUCUCUUCUUCAGUGUCUACGCCAUGGCUGUCGACACGCUCUUCCUUUGCUUCUUGGAAGACCUUGAGAUGAAUGAUGGAAGUCCAGAAAAGCCGUACUAUAUGAGCAAAGGCCUGAUGGUCAUUCUGGGAAGAAGAACAGGAGUGUCAAGGACAGCAAGUGACGGUCUGGAUUGUUGGGAAAAAUAAACCAGACAAUGCCGAGAAGGCACCGGACGAUAAUGAAAGCUAGGACGACACAAGAACAGUGAACACUUGGUAGCACAAAGGAACAUAAUUAUGAGUCCCUGAUAGGGAUUUUUACCAAAAAUGAUGAUGAUGAUGACGAUGAUGAAGAAGAAGAUGAAGAGGAGAAUAUCAAUGAUGACAAAUAAAAUUUCUUUUCCUCCUCAUUUUUCUUCCAAUUCCAUCAGAAAUGAAGUUCAGAAAAAAUUGACCCUUCGGAAUGUGUAACUGAUAUUUAAGGGUCUCUUGGCUAUCUCACAAAACUUCCCUCGUCUAUCGCCUCUCCCGUCAAUACGUGAGUUUUCACGCCUGUUUAACUCGCCCACACAUGUGGUCUCAAUUCGUUUUAUUACUUAAUUAUGUUAAAUAAGCUCAUUAAAUCGUGUCGUUCAUGCGAUUAAAUUCGCAAAUGAUGUUUGGUGUACCACUAUUGACAGACUAACACAUUCAUAAUAUAUAUAUAUACAACCUUAACUCGCUACCUCUAUAAUCCCACCUCUCGGCAUACCUUUUGGCUGAACGGAUUUUUCCUAAAUUCCAACCUCCCCACUCCCAUACCCCCCCCCCCACCCACACACACACACACAUCUCUAAAUUCCCCCAAAUGUCUAUUAUACCCUCUUUACCUUCCAUCUUCGGAAGAAUUUUUAGUCCAGCGCAGAAUUCUUUAGACCUGAAUAUUUAUGCCCACAUUGUAAAAAUAUGUCAUACAAACAAGCAAUUAACUUUACACUACCCCUGAAAGAGAUCGCGAAUUUACCUGCUACUAUAAUGUAUUUUUUUCAUAGAGGUGAAUGUAAAGGGUUACUCAUUACUAAAAUUUCCGUCCUGAGCAGAGAUGAAGGUUUGAAAGUUGUUUAACUCGUUUGUCUUCAGUUGCUCUUUUACGUUGACACUGCUGCAAUGAUGAUACUGAAAUAAACUGCACAUUCUUGCCUUGAAAUCUGUAAAUACAUUGUUGUGAUAUUAAAAAAUAUUUGUACGCUCUUUGCUUUUUAA